UUCCUACGCUGUGAAAGUCUGGUCCUAGGCCUAGGCCGGUUGGUCCGCCUUUCCGUUGUACGAAAUUGACACCGGAUGAGUCGUGGUUGUCGGUGUUCAUCUGGCAGGUGCUUAAAUUGCGUCUGUGUUCAAGCCGGACGUCUUUGCCGGGAACAGUGUAAUUGUAGCCAAGACUCGUGCAAUAAUCAAGGUAUUGACCGAUUUCAAGACCCCCAAGGAGCUACAAUGGACCUUGAUGCCUUCAAUGCCGCCCUAGCUGCGCUUGCUACCAACCAACAACGUCAACAGCAGCAGCAGCAACAACAACAAGAUGUCCUGACAGCCCUAGCAGCACGGCUCUUAGCAGCCCCUGCUCCAGCGCCUCCACCACCGGCUGUCCCAGCGGCGAAUGCCGCCCCUGCACCUGUUCGAGUGGUGUUGGAUCCUGAUGUGAGGUAUUCUGGGUCGAACGGAGAAUCCGUGAACGAUUGGCUACAACUCGUAAAUCGGAAGGCCCUAGCGGAAAACUGGGGAGACGACGACAAACGACGGGCGGCCAUUAGCUCUCUUUUUGGGAAAGCCCUAACCUGGCAAGAAGAGAUAGGCGUCAACAUCUUGGACUGGGACGACUGGCUACUGGCGUUACGAGGAUCCUUUGAGGUCCGCCUUACCGAGGGCCAAUGGCAGGCAAUGGUGGAGGCACGGCGACAACUACCAAACGAACCGGGCUCCACAUACGUUCUAGAGAAAAUAAAAAUUUGUCGGCGCCGGUCCACUCCACUCAACGACGUCGAGCUAAUACCUUAUUUAAUCCGUGGCCUAUAUCAUCCGGCACACGUGUCAGUAAUGAUGGGAAAUCCACCGGCCAGUGUAAACGCUUUUUUGGUCGGAAUUCGUCGCCUGGAAAACAUUAGCGAGGCGGUAGCCGUUUCGCCGGAAACUAUUUCACCUUCAACGGGAUUCCACGAUAGAGAAAAAAAUGAGACCGCAGCAGCUUCCGAGUCCAUGGCGCGGGCAAUCGAGUCUCUAACCAACCAAGUGGCCCUUCUGACUCGAAUGGUGAAUCGUCCUCCAUCACCUGGCCCUGACAGACAAGCGGCUAAACACGUAACUUUUGAACGUCGCCCCCCAGGCUCGAGGAACGAAGUACUGUGCUAUAAUUGCCAAGGCUACGGGCAUAUUUCUCGUGACUGUCCUCAGCACAACCCGCGUUGGCCCAGACAAGAAGGGUCGGGAAACGGGUCAGUCGGUCCCUCGGGGCAGGAUCGACAAUGAAUGUUUUUG
Molecule: messenger RNA, 1263 nt
Organism: Daphnia magna
Lineage: Eukaryota; Metazoa; Arthropoda; Branchiopoda; Diplostraca; Daphniidae
Exons: 1
Coding region: 76-1254 (392 amino acids)
Molecular function (GO): zinc ion binding; nucleic acid binding
Source: RefSeq, a predicted model, not a curated record